This is a messenger RNA of Capsicum annuum, 3916 nucleotides long. Its product is annotated as ATP-dependent Clp protease ATP-binding subunit ClpA homolog CD4A, chloroplastic. NCBI's taxonomy places the organism in Eukaryota, Viridiplantae, Streptophyta, Magnoliopsida, Solanales, Solanaceae. The transcript has 11 exons. The coding region runs from base 855 to 3629 and encodes 924 amino acids. Gene Ontology annotation, molecular function: ATP binding; protein binding; ATP hydrolysis activity. The record is from RefSeq and is a predicted model, not a curated record. Gene Ontology annotation, cellular component: cytoplasm. Gene Ontology annotation, biological process: cellular response to heat.
AGAUAAAAACAAUAUUUAUGUCUAUUAGUUUGAUGCCCGACAAUUUUUUCCUAAAAAAAAAACAACAGCAACAACGUGCCCAAUAUAUUUUCACUAAAGUGUGCGCACUUUAUAUCAUUACCUCAAAUAUAAGAUAAAUAAGUUAUUUUCAAUAGACUCUCAACUCAAAAUAAAAUCAUUUACACAAAGAAUAAUAAAAAUAAUAACAAAAGAUACAACAUCCUAAAUUCAUACUAACCUUCAACCCUUAUUCACCUUCUCCAUAAUUUUCUAUUUAGAAUCUCCAUGUAGUAUCUAAUCAUCUCCCUCUAAUCUCUCACACCUCCACACCCUCCUCAUCACGUGAUCGCCGUUUCAAUCUCGCUUUUCUCAUCUUGGCUUCCACCAAACCUGCUCCCACCUUAUCUAGAAUAACGAGCUGAGAUCGGCCAUCAGAGACGUCGACGACGAGAGUGGGACCCAACUAUCCGUAUUCGACUUAGGCAAUAAGAUUAGUAUCCAAAUCAAACGGUGUAGAUUUGCUUAGGCGAAUUUGACGAAGAACGUAGAAGAAGAGAGAUAUUUUUAGUGUGUAUGCCGGUGCACGAAUAGUCAAUGGAGUAGCGUAUACAAAGGAAACACUUGUUAUAUACUCUAUAAAUAUUUGUACCUCCACAGUUAUAUCUAUUAGCCUAUCACACGGCCGGUCUCUCUAUUUCUUUUCCGUUUCCUUUUCCUUUCUCUCUCUUUUCAAUCUUUUUCAGAAUCUUUAUUGUUAUUCAGGUGUGUUUGAGUUUCAGAAUCGAACUAUUAAAGGUGGGUCUUUUGCUUCUGGUAAAGAUUCAAGCAUCAGUUGCUCGAUAGGGCGGUCCAUCAUGGCUAGAGCUUUAGUUCAGUCAACAAACAUUCCAUCUUCAGUUGCCGGUGGAAGGGCUGGACAAUUCAAUGGAUCCGGGAAAAAUCAAAGAACUGUUAGAAUGCUAUGUAAUGUUAAAUUAUCUUCCUCAAGACUGAACAGUUUUGCAGGACUGAGAGGGUACAAUGCAAUAGAUACACUGCUUGUAAAAUCUGGACAAACUCUCCAUUCAAAAGUGGCAGCUGCAACUUCUGUCAGGCGACCACGAGGCUGCCGAUCUGUCCCAAAAGCAAUGUUUGAGCGCUUCACCGAGAAAGCAAUAAAAGUCAUUAUGCUUGCACAAGAAGAGGCCAGACGACUAGGUCACAACUUUGUUGGCACAGAGCAGAUUUUGUUGGGUCUUAUUGGUGAAGGAACUGGUAUUGCUGCUAAGGUUCUUAAAUCCAUGGGAAUCAACUUGAAAGAUGCUCGUGUGGAGGUAGAGAAGAUAAUUGGAAGGGGUAGUGGGUUUGUCGCUGUCGAGAUUCCUUUUACUCCUCGUGCAAAGCGUGUUCUAGAACUCUCUUUAGAGGAAGCCCGCCAACUAGGGCAUAAUUACAUUGGCUCGGAACACUUGCUACUUGGAUUGCUGCGCGAAGGUGAAGGUGUGGCUGCCCGCGUUCUUGAAAACUUGGGUGCUGACCCCAGUAAUAUUCGCACACAGGUCAUACGGAUGGUUGGCGAGAGUAAUGAAGCUGUUGGUGCUAGUGUUGGAGGUGGAACGUCUGGUCAGAAGAUGCCUACAUUGGAGGAGUAUGGUACCAAUUUGACGAAGUUGGCUGAAGAGGGCAAACUAGAUCCUGUAGUUGGAAGACAGGAUCAAAUCGAGCGUGUCACUCAAAUCUUGGGCCGCCGCACAAAAAACAACCCUUGUCUUAUUGGAGAACCAGGUGUUGGAAAAACUGCUAUUGCUGAAGGGCUAGCUCAAAGAAUUGCUAAUGGUGAUGUCCCUGAAACAAUCGAGGGAAAGAAGGUCAUAACACUUGAUAUGGGAUUGCUUGUUGCUGGGACAAAAUACCGUGGAGAGUUUGAGGAGAGACUGAAGAAACUAAUGGAGGAAAUAAAACAAAGUGAUGAAAUAAUAUUGUUUAUUGAUGAAGUGCACACAUUGAUUGGAGCUGGAGCUGCAGAGGGAGCAAUUGAUGCUGCAAACAUCUUAAAACCUGCCCUGGCUAGAGGCGAGCUGCAGUGUAUUGGAGCCACAACCCUGGAUGAGUACAGAAAGCACAUUGAGAAAGACCCUGCACUGGAGAGGAGGUUCCAGCCAGUUAAAGUCCCUGAACCUACUGUAGAUGAAACCAUACAGAUCCUGAAAGGGCUUCGGGAGAGGUAUGAGAUUCAUCACAAGCUCCGCUACACUGAUGAGGCAGUAGUUGCUGCUGCCCAGCUUUCUCACCAGUACAUCAGUGACCGUUUUCUCCCAGAUAAGGCAAUUGACUUGAUUGAUGAAGCUGGUUCCCGUGUUCGACUUCAGCAUGCACAGCUUCCUGAGGAAGCAAGAGAGCUGGAGAAAGAGCUUCGCCAGAUUACAAAGGAGAAAAAUGAAGCUGUCCGCGGGCAAGAUUUUGAAAAGGCUGGGGAGUUGCGUGAUAGAGAAAUGGAUCUUAAGGCACAGAUCUCAACCUUGAUAGACAAAAACAAAGAGAUGAGCAAGGCUGAAGCUGAGGCAGGAGAUGCAGGUCCCGUAGUGACAGAGGCAGAUAUUCAGCACAUUGUCUCUUCCUGGACUGGCAUUCCUGUAGAAAAGGUCUCAACUGAUGAAUCUGAUCGCCUCCUAAAAAUGGAAGAAACUCUCCAUACCCGAGUCAUUGGCCAGGAUGAAGCUGUAAAAGCCAUUAGUCGCGCUAUCAGACGUGCUCGUGUUGGACUCAAGAAUCCCAACCGACCUAUUGCCAGUUUCAUCUUUUCUGGUCCAACUGGUGUUGGGAAGUCGGAACUGGCAAAGUCUUUAGCAGCAUACUACUUUGGUUCUGAAGAAGCAAUGAUUCGGCUUGAUAUGAGUGAGUUUAUGGAGAGACACACUGUCUCUAAACUCAUCGGUUCACCCCCUGGGUAUGUUGGUUACACUGAAGGUGGUCAAUUAACUGAAGCUGUGAGGCGUCGACCUUACACUGUUGUGCUCUUUGAUGAGAUUGAGAAGGCUCAUCCUGAUGUCUUUAACAUGAUGCUUCAAAUUCUUGAAGAUGGAAGAUUGACAGACAGCAAGGGCAGAACUGUUGACUUCAAGAAUACACUCCUCAUCAUGACAUCAAAUGUGGGAAGCAGUGUGAUAGAGAAAGGAGGCCGUCGUAUAGGUUUUGAUUUAGAUUAUGACGAGAAGGAUAGUAGUUACAACCGUAUCAAGAGCUUGGUGACUGAGGAGUUGAAACAGUACUUCAGACCAGAGUUCUUAAACAGAUUAGAUGAGAUGAUUGUAUUCCGGCAGCUCACUAAGUUGGAGGUGAAGGAGAUAGCUGAUAUCAUGCUUAAGGAGGUCUUUGUGAGGUUGAAGAACAAGGAGAUAGAACUUCAAGUGACAGAGAGGUUUAGAGACAGGGUGGUUGAGGAAGGAUACAACCCAAGCUAUGGAGCUAGGCCAUUGAGGAGAGCUAUUAUGAGACUGCUAGAGGAUAGCAUGGCUGAGAAGAUGCUUGCCGGUGAGAUCAAAGAAGGUGAUUCUGUAAUUGUGGAUGUGGAUUCAGAUGGCAAUGUGACAGUCCUUAAUGGCAGUACCAGUGCUCCCUCAGAUCCAGCUCCUGAGCCUAUCCCUGUGUAGAUCAAUUAUUCAUUUAGCUCUGCAUUUUUUUUGUUUGUAAUGUUGCUUUCGGUUGUCUUGGCCACUUAAGCUCUGCUGUGCUUUUGAAGCAGCUUGUUGUGAGUAAUUUUUUGGGGUGUCGGUGAUGAUAUUAUGCCAAGUUGAGAAUAGCAGCACCCUUUCUAUGCAGAGCAUCCAGGAUUACACAUUAUGUACUUUAACUGGAUUUCAUUAGAAAUUGUAGUGACAAAACUAUGUAGAAACAUUUGUUCUAAUUUAUGGUAGGUGAUAGUUGACUUUGUCUAUCA